This is a messenger RNA of Prorocentrum cordatum, 1701 nucleotides long. The record is from the annotation of a GenBank genome assembly. NCBI's taxonomy places the organism in Eukaryota, Dinophyceae, Prorocentrales, Prorocentraceae.
GCCGAGGACGGCGCGACCUUUGCCGCCGGCGCCUCGGCUGACUCUCCCAAGCCCCCCAACCCUCGUGGAGCUGAGUUCCGCUGGAAAGACAUGACAGCGGACGAGCGCCGCGAUUUCGAGCAGGCCGAUCUUAAAGAAUGGCAAGCCACGUUGCCCACGGGGGCUGUUAGGGUGCUUUCCCGGGAGGAGCCCCGAGCCGUUCGGCGGAGGCAUCCGGGCCGGAUUCUGAGCUCCAGGAUGGUCAGGAGGAAGAAGCCUGUGGAGGGAGUCGGGAAGAAACCAGUCGCGAAGUCCAGGUGGUGCGCCCAUGGCCACCAGGACCCAGACGGGGAGUCUUUGCGGGUGUAUGCCCCGACCCCUCAGACCGAGAGCGCGGUCGCGACGUUGCAGGCUAUCGUUUCACACGGGUGGGCCCUGAACAUAGCCGACGCUAAGAAUGCGUUUUGCCCGAGCGAGAAGCUGAAACGACCCAGCGGUGCGAUAUUCGUGGAGCCGUGUCAAGGCCUGCCGCUCUCUGCUGAUCAACUGAUCGAGCUAGUUGCGCCAGUGUACGGCCUUAACGACGCUCCGCUUCUCUGGCACAGGACGUUGACCGAGUAUUUAGCGACCCUGGGCUUCCAAAAAUCGAUGCUGGAACCGUGUUUAUGGUUAAAGCGUGAUCGCUGGGGGGCCCUUGAGGGCCUGAUCUUGAUCGAAGUUGACGACCUGAUCGUUGCUGGUACUAAGGAGAUUGUUCCCGGGCUCAGGAAAAGUUUGACCUCCAGAUUCCACUUCGGCAAGUGGCAGGAGUCCGAGGCGGACUACGGGGGAAGGCACUUUAAGCAGUACGGCGAUCGCAUGUCCAUCGAUCCAGAGAAGUACAUUCGUGAGCAACUGUCGGUGCUCCAGCCGCAGGGCCAACCUUCCGCGAUGCCGCACCCCACUGUGGCGGAUGGACUGAUGCUCGUGAAGAUAUGUCGUUACCUGAAGGCGACCGCAUCGCAGCGUCUCACCGUCUGGGCCCUGGACCUUCAGUCUCUGUUGUUCGUGACCGCUUCUGACGCGGGGGGUCCCGGGAGCGCGAAACGCGGCGGGGCCCAAGGGGCCCGGUUGGUCCUGGCGGCCGACUCCGGGAUCCGCAACAACGCGCGCGCUCGCGUCUCUCUCCUGUCAUGGAGAUCCCAGCGGUUGAAGCGCGUGGUGGCUUCCACCGUGGCGGCGGAAACUCUUUUUCUCAGCAGCGCUGUGGCGGAGGCCCAGUGGCUGCAAGUGCUGUGGCGCGACUCCGUGCAUGGCGAUGCGCCCCGACCCGACUGGCACCAGGUAGCCGCCCCAUCCUCGGUCAUUUUGUCUCGAGAGUGCUCGUUGGGGGAAAAGGCCGAGGCCCUUUCCGUGGUCGAUGCGAAGAGUGCGUUUGACACUCUGUCCCGGAACACGGCCGGCUCUCGCGCGGACCGGCGGAAUUUUGUGGAGCUGGCGGUGGCGAGAGACAGUGUGGCCAGCAUCGGCCACUCGGUGAGAUGGCCCCCCCACGGCCGUAUGCCGGCCGACCCCCUUGCUCACGCGGACCCGGGCAAGGGCAACUUGGCCCUCCACGAUUUACUUCGUCGAGGGGCCCUCUGUCUGGUAGACGAAGGGGGACGCAUUAACGAGAGGGCCGCCCUCAACCUCUCGCUGAAGUCUCGUUCCCGGGGGGCCUCCCGCAAGGCCCUUAUGGACGAG